UUCCACGACGAUGACGGCGUGCUAGGCCGCGCGGGGACGCAACGCAGGAGGUCCUCUCCUCUCAGCAGCACGUCGGCAAGUCCCUCGCGACCGUCUUUGUGUCGGCGGGGCGGCUGUCUUGUUGUGAUGUGGGUGACGAGUCCCGGGGCGGCGACCUAACCUCAACCGUCUCAACGUCUCGGCAGACGACGCGUGGCGGCGCGUGGCGGGGACACUGCGAAGCGCUGCCAACAUGCCGCGGCGGUCGCUGCUCGACCGCCUGGAGUGCACAGAUAUGGAUACGGAGCUGCACCUUGGCUACGGCGUGAUGGGGUCGAGUGCCGAGAUCCUGGCUGAGGGGGGCCAGGCGCCCCCGCUGCAGCCAAAGACUCCGCCCUCCCCCGGCGUGGGCUCCCUGCAGUCCAUGUCGUCCACCGUCACGGCCACGGACCUGCUGCCGUACCAGCCGUACUCGCCGCCCAAGGAGACGUGGUACUGGCUGUCGCUGCAGGUCACCGUCCCCUUCCUCAUCGCCGGCGUGGGCACCAUCGGCGCCGGCCUGCUGCUCGGCACGGUGGAGGACUGGGAGGUGUUCAAGCACAUCAAGGCCCUGUUCAUCCUGGUGCCGUCGCUGGUGGGGCUCAAGGGCAACCUGGACACGUGCCUGGCCUCCAGGCUGUGCACGCAGGCCAACCUCGGCAACCUCAAGACGUGGAAGAACUGCUGGAAGCUGUUCGUGAGCAACAUCGCCCUGGUGCAGGUGCAGUCCAUCGUGGCGUCGCUCACGGCGGCCGCCUUCGCCAUCACCGUCAGCGUGUUCAUGGACGGCCUGCCGGACUACCGGCACGCCCUGCUCAUGGCCGCGUCCGCCGUCACCACGGCCACCACGGCGUGCUUCGUGCUGGACUCCCUGAUGAUGGCUCUGAUCGUGGCCUCGCACCGCCUCAACAUCAACCCGGACAACGUGGUGUGCCUGAUGGCCGGCAGCUUCGGCGACAUCGUGUCGCUGUCCGUGCUCAGCACGCUCUCCAACGCCUUCUUCCUCAUCCACGAGACCAUGUGGUGGGUGUUCAUCCUCAUCAUCGUCGGCUUCCUGCUCAUGCUGCCGUUCUGGGUGUGGCUCGCGCUCCGCCACAAGCACACCGCCGUCGUGCUCCGCCAGGGCUGGACGCCAGUGCUGUCCGCACUCUUCAUCAGCGGGCUUGGAGGCAUCGUCCUCGACAAGGUGGUGGGCGACUUCAAGGGCUUCGUGCUGUUCAACCCGAUCGUGAACGGCAUCGGCGGCAACCUGGCGAGCGUGCAGGCGUCGCGCACCGCCACCAUGCUGCACUCCACCAGCGUCAUGGGGGUGCUGUCGGACCACUCGCCCAUGUGCGUCUCCCCCAUCAAGGCCCUGUUCUACGGCGUGCCCUCCGCCAAGUCCGCCCGGGUGCUGAUCGCAGUGGCGCUGCCCGGCCAGGCCUUGUUCGCCGUCAUCGCCGACUACAUCCACAACGGCAUGCACUCCACCAUCACCUUCGAGUUCAUGGUCGCGUACCUGGUCGUCGUGCUCUUACAGGUGAUGAUCAUCUUGUACCUGACGCACUUGCUGGCGCACUUCAUGUGGCGACGCAAGCUGGACCCGGACAACUCCACCAUCCCCUACCUGACGGCGUGCGCCGACCUGCUGGGCACCAUCCUGCUCGCCUGCGCCUUCAUGCUGCUCAAGCUGAACGGGACCCCCUACGGCGAGGACUAGACAACUCAGAAAGUCCGCAUUUGUUUUGCUCCGCCGGAUCCGCCGAACCGAAAACCAGACACCGUUCCUUGACAAAUCCCCGAGCGAUCCCUGCGGAUCCCUGCUGCUGCCGACCGUUGGCCGACCGUUGGCCGACGGGUGGCAACAGCGAGGCUCGAGGCCUACUCUACGCCGCGGCCUUGGAUUGCCAGCGAGAUAAGCAGGCUCAAUGAAGCGGCCUGGGUUCGACGCUCCGAACCCAGGCGGCCGGAGCAUCGGUCCUUCAACCUCACCUUCGUUUAGCACCGGCCGGCCCGGCUUCCACGCCCUCGACACUGGGUUGACGCUCCCGACGAGUGUCGCUCGGCAUCGCUGUUGUUGCUGUUGUUGUAUCGAGACUGGCUGAAGCAGCAGCGGACUUCCCCUCGAGAUGUUGUUGUUGUUUACUGUACGGGGUUCCCCCUCCGACCAAAGCCAUUUUUUGAAAGCCUUUUUUUGCCAUAAGCUAAUUGUUCGUUUUCGAGCGCCUGGUGGACGGAGGCCCGUCACCAACGUAUCUCACAGGACCAAACUACUUUGAUAGCCCACUCAUUUCCACUCUGCUUAGUCAGUAUUAUACCUUAAGAAUAUUUUAAUGGGUCGACAGUUUGUAUCGUCUCGAUUGACGCAAACUUAACUUUUUUCACUGGCGCGCCGUGCCUAUGCCUAGGCGGCUGCAGUGUCUACUUUUAUUUAUUUAUUUUUUAAUCAUGAAAUUUGUAUUUUAAUGUGUCUGUGAUGUUGCUUAAUGAAGAUUGGUUUUACAUAAUGUUAUCAUUUGCGCUGUGAGAUUUUCGACGGACGGGCGUGAUUUUGCAUUUUUGAUUUCCAUUUUUGAAUUUUGUCAAAGGAAAUGGAACAGGGAACAAGUUGAAUCUGAUACAAGCGGCUAGGCCCGCCGUAAGAGUUAAAAGCUUCAUUGCCAGUGUGUUCGUUUCGCCAUCACCAAACGCCCAAACGCUAAUUGUUAGAAGGAAGUUUGAGGCCACCGGACCGACGGCCGUUAGCAAAUGCUGUGAUAUUUAUUUAAGUCCAAUCGCUGUAUUUAGUGUAGUCUUUCAGCGUUCUUGCCAGGGGCUUCUAUGCUAUUGCCCAUUCAACAUUUUUGUGAAAACUGUCAAUCUCGAGCCAAGAAUUAUUAUAUUGCUUGUUUGAAUUGGUUGGAUGUUACUAGUAAAAUGUCAAGAAUGUGCCAUACCAUGCCGCGGGUCCGGUGGGAUGUUAGUUACCAAAGUCUUCCGAAUUCCGGUCGCAGCGUUCUCUCUCUAUAUCUCGAGCGUGCCGCUCGCAGGUCAAGCGGUACAGACGCUCGACCACAUGCUGACUGGCCCGAGGCUUUCGCGCUAGAGAGCCUUUUCCACACGAUGCGUGCGUUGUUGGCGGGGUCAGUUCUUUUGCCACUUUACCACUGAUACCGGUGUAUCGUGGUCGCCUCAUCGGACCGGCAAAGCCUCUCUCGCCGGCCGUGCCUGUGAGAAGACACACGCAUGCCUCGGAGUUGAAGCGGUGUGUGUAAAUGAGUCCCUGUCAAUAAAUGAAAUUUUUAUUUUA
Molecule: messenger RNA, 3286 nt
Organism: Thrips palmi
Lineage: Eukaryota; Metazoa; Arthropoda; Insecta; Thysanoptera; Thripidae
Product: solute carrier family 41 member 1-like
Exons: 7
Coding region: 233-1717 (494 amino acids)
Biological process (GO): monoatomic cation transport
Cellular component (GO): plasma membrane
Molecular function (GO): monoatomic cation transmembrane transporter activity
Source: RefSeq, a predicted model, not a curated record